Messenger RNA from Sphenostylis stenocarpa, 798 nucleotides. The record is from the annotation of a GenBank genome assembly. NCBI's taxonomy places the organism in Eukaryota, Viridiplantae, Streptophyta, Magnoliopsida, Fabales, Fabaceae.
AUGGCCAUUCACCAUGAAACCUGGGCUUUCGUUUUUGGCCUUCUAGGCAACGUCAUCUCCUUUAUGGUGUUCCUCGCUCCAUUACCAACGUUUUACCAAAUCUACAAGAAGAAAACUGCUGAAGGAUUUCAAUCACUGCCUUAUGUUGUUGCACUGUUUAGUUCGAUGCUCUGGAUUUAUUACGCACUCGUCAAGAAGGAUGCUACUCUCCUUCUCAUUACCAUUAACUCCUUUGGAUGUGUGAUAGAGACAACUUACCUUGUCAUCUUCCUAGUAUACGCCCCAAGUAAAAGCAGGCUUUCGACCAUCAAGCUUCUUCUGCUGUUGAAUGUUUUUGGGUUUGGAGCGAUGCUUCUUUCAACCCUCUACUUUACAACAGGAUCCAAACGUCUUACUGUAAUUGGAUGGAUUUGCCUUGUUUUCAACAUAAGUGUAUUUGCUGCUCCUCUCUGCAUUCUGAAACGUGUGAUAAAAACGAAGAGCGUAGAAUUCAUGCCGUUCAGUCUGUCCUUCUUUCUGACCGUAAAUGCCGUGAUGUGGUUCUUCUAUGGCCUUCUUCUCAAGGACUACUACAUCGCUCUCCCAAAUACGCUUGGAUUUCUGUUCGGGAUAAUUCAGAUGGUGCUGUAUUUGAUUUAUAGAAAGGCCAAGCCGAAGACAUUGGAGGAGCCAACCAAGUUACAGGAACUGAAUGGUCAUAUUAUUGACGUGGUGAAGUUGGGCACAAUGGCACCACCCUCUGAGCCGAAUCAGGUCACGAAAAGUGGUGCUGUGACUGAGACAGGUAGCAAUGUGUGA